CUGCCAUCACUCCUCUACCAUCACUCCUCUACCAUCACUCCUCUACCAUCACUCCUCUGCCAUCACUCCUCUACCCUCUACCAUCACUCCUCUACCAUCCCUCCUCUGCCAUCCCUCCUCUACCAUCCCUCCUCUGCCAUCACUCCUCUACCAUCACUCCUCUACCAUCCCUCCUCUGCCAUCCCUCCUCUACCAUCACUCCUCUGCCAUCCCUCCUCUGCCAUCACUCCUCUACCAUCACUCCUCUGCCAUCCCUCCUCUACCAUCACUCCUCUGCCAUCACUCCUCUACCAUCACUCCUCUGCCAUCACUCCUCUGCCAUCACUCCUCUGCCAUCACUCCUCUACCAUCACUCCUCUGCCAUCACUCCUCUGCCAUCACUCCUCUACCAUCCCUCCUCUACCAUCACUCCUCUGCCAUCACUCCUCUACCAUCACUCCUCUACCAUCACUCCUCUACCAUCACUCCUCUACCAUCACUCCUCUGCCAUCCCUCCUCUACCAUCCCUCCUCUGCCAUCACUCCUCUGCCAUCACUCCUCUAC
This is a messenger RNA of Guillardia theta CCMP2712, 543 nucleotides long. RefSeq lists its product as hypothetical. Lineage: Eukaryota; Cryptophyceae; Pyrenomonadales; Geminigeraceae. The record is from RefSeq and is a predicted model, not a curated record. The transcript has a single exon. The annotation marks the transcript as partial.